ACACCAGACCACUCCAAAGUUUUAUCAUAUUUAAGGAAGAUCUAUAAUCCUCAUAAAUAUUUUAAAUAUUCAACUCAAACUCUAUCUGUGUUUAUGGUUUGUUCUAUUAUUUUAUAUAAAGUAACAAUUACUGAGAUUACAUAUGUUGCUCGAUACUAUAACGCUCGCAAGCAAAUUUCAUCUUGGAAAGACGUUAUUCUUAGCAUUCCUGCCAUUCGUGAUUCCUUAAUCGCAGUGUUUAUUCUCAUGUUUUUAUUUGGUGCGAUCUCCCUUCUUCGUUUUAUGGAGAAUCAUAAAAAUAACAUGUUACGAAUGUUUAAAGGCGAUAAGUCCUUCAUUCCAAAAGGAAUAAAAUUUUCACAGUUUAUGAUUGGAAAAUCUUUACAAUAUCAAGGUUUUCAAAUUUGUUAUUUUCUCCGGGGAUAUAAUUUGAAUUUGCUUGUUUUGCUACUUAUUGGUGGAAUAUUUUACUGUCUGAAGAUUACCAUUUUGCGAAAAUGGAAUUUGAAUCAUGUUAUAGGAGCAAGCGUUGUCUUUGCUGUGGGAUUAUUAAUUAAGCUUCCUCUGACUGCUGUGACAAUUUUCCGUGAUCCUGAUUACAAUAAAAAUGUAAUAUCCAUGAACAACAGGAAUGUGUAUUUAGUAUUCUCAUAUUUUUGGUUCUUCAUUGGUCUUCCCAUGGAAAUAUUGUCAGCAUUGUUUCGAAUUCCCAUAGCGAUGAUAAUUGGGCUUAUCUUGUCACCAAGAUUGGAUCGUAGUGUUUUGCCUGAUGGUUUUCAACAAUUUGAUCCUGGUUAUGUUUCGUACAUCGCCUAUCUUCAUGUUCAAGCUGCAUUUAGAAAUCCUGUUUUACGAGUAUUUUGUCAAACAAUUUUUGACAGAAAAAAUGAUAUCCGUCAAUGGAAAUGCUCACCUCAAGCCCGCACCAGGUGGUUCCUUGCCUUAACCUUGACCCGCAAUCCUGAGAUCAUCAGUUAUCGUAAAAAUAAAGAAAAAACUUUGAAUGAUCCAGUUCGCACGAGUUCUUUGAAAAUCAAUUUGCCCAGUUCGGAUGAAACCAACUUAGUUGUGUGAGAUAUAGUUAUAUCCACGACAACAACGUUUUAGUGGGGAAUGUUAACAAUUGUUUGUUUUGUUUUUUAUAUUUACUUUCAUGGUUUGAUAGUUAAGGAGAUUGAAAAUUGAAGUAAUGAUCAACUCACAAUCCUCAGAUCAUCAGUUAUCGUAAAGAUAAAGAAAAAAUUUCCAACGAUAAAGGAAGCGUCAGUUCUGAUAUAGAUAAUUCGUUCGGUUUGGAAAAAACCAAUUUAAUUGUUUGAGUUAUGAUUGUUUGUUUCGUUUGUUAUAGUUCUUUUCAUAUUUACAUAGUUGAGAAGAUGAAUGAAACUAGAAAUGUAAUUUUCAAUUUAAAGUUCAAAUAUGACAGGUACUAGAAUAAAGCGAUAGAGGAAUUUUAUUGCACAGAAAGUCCAUUAAAGUACAAGCAUUUAUUAAAAAAUAGAAAUAAAAACAUUGAAACUGUGAAA
Xenia sp. Carnegie-2017 is the source of this 1526-nucleotide messenger RNA. RefSeq names its product stimulated by retinoic acid gene 6 protein-like. Gene Ontology annotation, cellular component: plasma membrane. Lineage: Eukaryota; Metazoa; Cnidaria; Anthozoa; Malacalcyonacea; Xeniidae. Bases 94 to 1074 code for a protein of 326 amino acids. Gene Ontology annotation, biological process: vitamin A import into cell. The record is from RefSeq and is a predicted model, not a curated record. Gene Ontology annotation, molecular function: signaling receptor activity; retinol transmembrane transporter activity. The transcript has 11 exons.